This is a messenger RNA of Betta splendens (Siamese fighting fish), 1779 nucleotides long. It is a transcript of the gene idh3g, whose product is annotated as isocitrate dehydrogenase (NAD(+)) 3 non-catalytic subunit gamma. Gene Ontology annotation, molecular function: magnesium ion binding; oxidoreductase activity, acting on the CH-OH group of donors, NAD or NADP as acceptor; NAD binding. The record is from RefSeq and is a predicted model, not a curated record. NCBI's taxonomy places the organism in Eukaryota, Metazoa, Chordata, Actinopteri, Anabantiformes, Osphronemidae. Gene Ontology annotation, cellular component: mitochondrion. Gene Ontology annotation, biological process: tricarboxylic acid cycle; isocitrate metabolic process. The coding region runs from base 69 to 1259 and encodes 396 amino acids. The transcript is spliced from 13 exons.
UAAAUAAAAAAACUACGCGCGAGCACAACACACUACAUCGUGCACGCGACUGCAACUCCAAAAUCAAGAUGGCUGCCCACAGUGCUGUACUCUCUAUGUCAAAAAUUAUGAAUCCUUUCUGGGGUCGACGUAUCGGAAAUACAAUUAAAGUGUUUCAAACUGCCGUGAUCAGUCAGAGGAACAAGGGCUCGCUGACUAGUGAAAACAUUCCCCCUCCUGCAAAGUAUGGAGGCCGACACACUGUGACUCUCAUACCCGGAGAUGGAAUUGGUCCAGAGCUGCUCAGUCAUGUCAGAGAAGUUUUCAGGUUCAGCUGUGUGCCUGUGGAUUUUGAGGUGGUGCAUGUCAAUUCUGCUGAAGAGACUGAGAAUGACAUCAACAAUGCCAUCACUGCAAUCCGCCGUAAUGGAGUUGCCCUCAAGGGUAACAUAGAAACUAAUCACAGCAUGGCGCCAUCUGUUAAAUCCAGAAAUAAUCUCCUUCGCACAAGCUUGGAUCUGUUUGCUAAUGUGAUGCACUGCCAGUCCCUCCCUGGAGUUCAGACUCGUCACAAGAACAUUGACAUCAUGAUCAUCAGGGAGAACACUGAGGGUGAAUACAGCAGCCUGGAGCAUGAGAGCGUAUCAGGGGUAGUAGAGAGUCUCAAGAUCAUCACAAGGAACAAUUCUCUUAGAAUCGCUGAAUAUGCGUUUAAACUGGCCAGAGAAAAAGGUCGGCAACGGGUAACCGCUGUACACAAGGCCAACAUCAUGAAGCUUGGUGAUGGCUUGUUCCUGCAGUGUUGCAGGGAGGUGGCCUCUGGUUACCCGGACAUCACAUUUGACAGCAUGAUCGUGGACAACACCACCAUGCAGUUGGUGUCCAAACCCCAUCAGUUCGAUGUGAUGGUUAUGCCUAAUCUGUAUGGGAAUGUGGUGAGCAACGUGUGUGCCGGCCUGGUGGGAGGGCCUGGCCUUGUGCCUGGGGCUAAUUAUGGUCGGGAUUAUGCCGUCUUUGAAACAGCUACGAGGAACACUGGGAAGAGCAUUGCAAACAGGAACAUUGCUAACCCCACUGCCAUGCUCCUGGCUAGCUGCAUGAUGCUUGACCAUCUGAAACUGUAUGACUAUGCAAGUUUGAUCCGUAAUGCAGUCCUCACCACCAUGAAUGAAACCAGGUUACAUACAGCAGAUAUUGGGGGUCAGGGCACCACAUCAGAGGUGGUGCAGUCUGUCAUGAGGAUCAUCCAGAGUAAAGGCCAGCUCACAGCAGAGCUCUAAACUGCUGAGGUCACAACACAUGCACACGAUCAUACUUGUGGGUUCUGCAGUGUAACAGAGGGUGUUCAUAUCUAUUAAUUACAAUGGUUCAUUUUUUGUUGUUUUGUGUGCGCACAGCUUUCUGACCACCUUACUCUACAGUUGUGUAAGGGGGUACAUUCAUAUUAUACUGUUUCUUAUGGGGGUUUAUUUGUUCUCUCAUACAGUUCUAAAACAUAAAAGGCCCUGUUUACUGACUCUGACCUCUUACUAAGUUACAGGCUCUUAACUUAAUGUGCAAUGUUCUUUUAAAGCCUUAACGUUUCUGUAAUUGUGUCAAAUGACAUCAUAUAUACUGUAAUGUCUAGUACCAUCACAUCAUAUUAACUGUACUUUAAAAAGGUUUGCUGCAUUUUUCAUUCAUACUGUUUUGUGGGCAAUGCAAAUCAAGUAACUGGUUUAAAAUAUAUAUUUUGAGUUAUGCUUGGGCUGAUUGUUAGUUUUGUCAUACAAUAUAUAUUAAAAUAUACUGUUGUCUUAA